AUGAACGAUAAUGUUAGACAGUACAAUACACAUGGUUCGCCCGAGCAGCCCGAUGAGAUUUUGGGAGGCUGCGACGUUCUUGAACAAAAACUGUCAACGAACGACAACGAGCACGAAAAACUAAAGGAACCCCAGGCGGCCUCAGAGUCGAACAAUGCUGCUUCAAUCAACCUCCCUAAUGGGAAAUGCCUACUGACGAUGCGCCAAAACGACAUGAAAGAUACACAGGAAAAGUCGACGGCUGAUUCCUCGACCUACUCCACUUCCAUCUCCCCCUGCUCGGACUCUACCGAAAAAACAAUCCCUAAUUCUCCCGAACCCUCCGGCGCUGACAAGCAAGCCGUUAUCAGUGCUAUAGGGACCGUUAAUCUGUCUUCUGGGAUCACGAAACCCCAACAGCAAACCAGAAUGUUUGUACCAGAAUCUAAACAACAGGCGUUUAAGUCCUCAACUCUGGUUUACCCUUCGGCCCCUCAGACAUCCAAUCAGAAGACGAGCCAACUCUCACCCGUCAACCAUUUUCACACGGAAUCAAACUAUUCCAGGGAGGAGAGAGCGAAAGUGGCGAAAGAACGACGUCAACUUUCGAACCAGGAUGAAGCUAAUGCGUAUCUUCAACAGGCGGGACUUUCACAUUUAGCACCUGACCCCACUUUUAAGCCAAGUACACCCACACAGAUGAUGCUUCCGUUGAAUGCACCAUCAAACAGCUUCAGUAGUGGCAUACCUGGGAACGGUAGCUAUUUCUUUCCCGCUCAUAGUCCUCCCUCGAUGACCGUUUCGAAUGGAAGCAUUCAACCUGCCUCAGCAGAUAGCUGCAGCAUUAGUGGACAGAGUGGUGAGUCUGUCAAUAAAACAAACCUCAUAGUCAACUAUUUGCCGCCCUACAUGACUCAGGAUGAAGUGAAAGCCUUGUUUUCAAGUAUUGGCGAAGUGGAAUCGUGUAAACUUGUGAGAGAAAAAGCUUCUGGAGAAAGUCUAGGGUAUGCUUUCGUGAAGUUCGUGCGCGCAAAUGACGCCGAAAAGGCAAUCAGAACACUCAACGGGUUGAGAUUACAAAAUAAGACAAUCAAGGUUUCUCUUGCCAGACCCAGCUCUGAGUCCAUAAAAGGUGCCAACCUGUACAUAUGUGGUCUCCCGAGGAAGAUGACCCAGGCUGAACUGGAAGAACUAUUUUCCCAAUGUGGCAAAAUAAUCACAGCUCGUAUUCUCUAUGACAACAAGACUGGACUUUCGCGUGGUGUGGCCUUUAUUCGAUUCGACCAAAGGCAUGAAGCUGAACUGGCGAUUCGCAGACUAAAUGGAUACCAACCGCCUUCUGAUUACCCAGGUGCCUCUCCACUCGAGCCGAUCACGGUUAAGUUUGCCAACUCGCCGAAUUCUAUUCGUCACGACAGUCUGAGCCUGGCUCUCUUGAAACAGGCGGCUCAACUACAGUCGGUCGCAGCCUCGGUUGUAACCCCUCCCACCAGAUCUGCGGCAACGGCAGCUGCAACCGCAGUCGCCGCGGCGGGCCUCCUUAAUCCCCUACAACAGAUCGCCUCGAUCUCAAAUCGUCUUAAAUAUUCAACUGCCCUCGCCGGUGGUCCCCACAAUCAGCCAGCCAACGCGAGUGACUUUCUGCCUGCUGUCGCCAGUGCCGCGGCCGUAGUUAAUCCCCUACUCGCGCCAGCCAUGGCUGCAAGCUCUGGCGCACUUACUGCCACUGGUUGGUGUAUCUUCGUAUAUAACCUGGCCCCGGAGACGGAGGAAUCAAAUCUGUGGCAACUCUUUGGACCCUUCGGAGCCGUGCAGACAGUAAAGAUAAUCCGUGACCCGACAACAAACAAGUGUAAGGGAUUCGGUUUUGUCACGAUGAGCAACUACGAAGAGGCCUUGUUGGCGAUCCAUUCUUUGAACGGGUUUGCACUCGGAAACAGGGUACUUCAGGUUUCCUUCAAAACCACACCCAAUCCGAGGAUACGACCUCCAACGCAAGCUUCGCCGCCAAACAUUCUGAGCCCAACCAUGCAAUUCAACCAGGGUAGCAAACUGAGUGAAUCUGCCGCUUCACAAAACCAACCAGAAACAAGUUCUGCCAAGACCCCACAGACUCUGGGUGACGUGUCGCCAAUUUCAGGCUCUCAGUCACAGCACACAAAAAACUUUACCAACAACCUCGCCACACGAUCAAGUAGUAAUGCCUCGGGCGUGGACUGCUCAAGUCCCGUGGCCAACCGUUCUCUCUUUUCGCAGAUUUCGAAUCUGAAAGUUCCAGUGAAACCAAUUCGAGGUUCUUCAGGUUCAUGCGAGUUCAGUGGCGUCAGCACUACAAAUGCUACAAAGUCGACGCUUGAGCAAGAGCGAGGUCAGUCUUUUUGCAAUUCAUUUGCUGUUUCCGAAAACCAAGAAUUCUGCACGACCGGUUCUCAACAGACCCGAGACAAUCCUGCUCUGCGCUAUCUAACUGACAAACAAGCCCAAGCCCACUCUCAGCCACCGAGCAGGCUUCGAAUUGAGUCAGUCAGUAGCGUCAACGGAAGCAACCGACCUGGCUAUCGAGCAUAG
Spirometra erinaceieuropaei is the source of this 2547-nucleotide messenger RNA. The record is from the annotation of a GenBank genome assembly. NCBI's taxonomy places the organism in Eukaryota, Metazoa, Platyhelminthes, Cestoda, Diphyllobothriidea, Diphyllobothriidae.